Zasmidium cellare ATCC 36951 is the source of this 330-nucleotide messenger RNA. RefSeq lists its product as uncharacterized. The transcript has 2 exons. Lineage: Eukaryota; Fungi; Ascomycota; Dothideomycetes; Mycosphaerellales; Mycosphaerellaceae. The record is from RefSeq and is a predicted model, not a curated record. Bases 1 to 330 code for a protein of 109 amino acids.
AUGUCAGACAAGAUCCUCAUCCCAGUCCUCCUCCCACUCAACAUACUCGUCGCCCUCCACGACAACAAAAUCUCCACCAUCUUUGACGCCGUCGAAGCAGGCGCCAAGUCCGAGAGCGCCAAAGGACAGAAGAUCGUCGAGACCCGCUCCAAUUCUGCACCCGAGUCCUUCUCGGUCAAAGUCUGGGAUUUGGAGGACAUCACCGGAGGUGCCAAGAUCCCCCAGAUCGACGAAAGCACGACUCAGAGACGGCGCGCUCGAGCCGUGGAGAGGGUCUUCGGACGGGAGAUGGAGAUGCUGCAACUCAGCUGUAAUGACAGGUGUUUGUAG